AUGCGUGUGUGUCAAGCCACCCAUGACUACAUAAAUGGAGGUCGACAUUAUUUGCCCCUUUGCAGGGAGGACGUUUUAUUUAUUUUGGAGGAGCACCCCAGCGGUUGGUGGACAGCGCAGAAUGUGAAGGGUGAGAAGGGAAUUGUUCCAUCAACAUUUUUAAGGGAAUUUGUUAUUUGCCCUCCUUUUGAGGUGUUGCUCCGCGAGCAUUCUCUUAUUUUAACGGCAAAACGAUUCUCUGUUGAUUUUUCUUCACAUGCGCCUGCUCCUUUAAACAAGGGAGAGGUUCUACUACAAUGGGAAACUCCCUGUGAGAAGACUACUCUAGCGGAACUAGAACGCGGAAUUGGAGAUCUUCUUGUCCAGCGGGAAACUGUGCGACAAGUGCUGAGGGAAAGCCUAAAAGAUUUAGAUAGGAACACCAGGGAACCCUUUAAGGACGAGGGGAAUUGCAAAAAGGACGCGGUAUUUUUGGAAACAAAACUUGCUACGCUGAGGCAAAGGAUGAAUCUACUGGAAGCGCAUGGAAAACAGUUGAAAAGUGCGUUGCGCUCCCUUCGGGACAACGUGUUGCUAACGAAAUGCAGAGCCCCUGUUAAGCUCAUUGGCCGUGUGAGGGAGUUUCUUGGGGAGGAAGCCGUGCCUACCAGUCGAAUUCCACCGUAUCUGAAUUCUCUUCAUGGCCAACUGGAGCGGUUGCAUGGAGAUGUGCGCGUGAGUGAGGAGAGGUUAUUCUUGCUCAGCAAGAACAUUCGUGAAUUAGAGUGCUCAUGUAAGGAGGCAAAGGAGCUUCUUUCUUAUCGAAUUAGUCUUCGGGAUUCCAAGAUCCGUGCAUUUUUAAAAUUUUGGUCUGAGAAGACAGAGGUGGCGAAAGAAAAAUACUUGCAGAGGAAGUUGCAGUCUCUCCACUUGGAGUCUUUGCAUCAGGAGGAGGAACUACGCUUGCGACAGCUGAUGCAAAAGAGACGCGCAACAUACAUGGAGGCGGAGGAUGAAUGCCGGCACUGGAAGGAGAAAACCAAAAAAACUAAAUUUUUUUUGGAAGAGAAGGUGACACUCGAUCAACUAAAUCAGGCAAUUCAACAGGUGACUGAGGAAGAACGCGUCUGGCGGAAGAAGUUGCUAUCCACACGUACAAACGCGCAGGAGCCGAACACAAGAGGGGAGGAGGAAGGAAAAGACUAA
Molecule: messenger RNA, 1185 nt
Organism: Trypanosoma cruzi
Lineage: Eukaryota; Euglenozoa; Kinetoplastea; Trypanosomatida; Trypanosomatidae
Exons: 1
Coding region: 1-1185 (394 amino acids)
Molecular function (GO): protein binding
Source: RefSeq, a predicted model, not a curated record